Molecule: messenger RNA, 1883 nt
Organism: Eruca vesicaria subsp. sativa (arugula)
Lineage: Eukaryota; Viridiplantae; Streptophyta; Magnoliopsida; Brassicales; Brassicaceae
Source: the annotation of a GenBank genome assembly
CUUUAUCUGAAUCUUCUCCGAGUUCAAUGUUCUCGUUAACUUUAAUCCAACCCCAUCUCCGUAUUCCAGAGCUUCCGGCGACACAAACCCUAAAGUUGUCGACUUUAUCUGCCAUCACCGAUUCCAGACCAAAGCGAGAUGAACAGAGGAACAGAAGACUAUCUGCGUUUCGUCUCUUUUCCAAAAAGAAAUCAACUUUCGAUAUGGGUUUCAGCGAUUCAUUCGUUUUAGAGCUUCCCGGAGAUAAUAAUCUGAGUUACGAUUCAUCGUCACGAGUGGAUUACGCUCUGCUCGCGGAGUGGCUACAGUCUUCUAAAGGGAUGCGACUCAUCAAAAGGAUUCACGCGAUGGCUUUAAAGUGUUUCGACGACCAAGUGAUUUACUUCGGUAACAAUUUGAUUAGUGCUUGCGUGAGACUCGGUGAUUUGGUUUAUGCACGCAAAGUGUUCGACAGUAUGCCUGAGAGAAACACUGUUACUUGGACAGCGAUGAUUGAUGGGUACUUGAAGUACGAUCUCGAAGAUGAGGCUUUCUCGCUGUUUGAGGAUUAUGUUAAGCAUGGGAUUCGUUACACGAACGGGAGGAUGUUUGUGUGUUUGUUGAAUCUGUGUAGUAGGAGACCAGAGUUUGAGCUAGGGAGGCAGGUACAUGGGAGUAUGGUGAAAGUUAGAGUAGAGAAUCUCAUUGUUGAGAGUUCUCUCGUUUACUUCUACGCGCAGUGCGGUGAGUUGACGAGUGCUUUACGAGCUUUUGAUAUGAUGGAGGAGAAGGAUGUGAUAUCUUGGACAGCUGUUAUAUCUGCUUGUUCGAGGAAAGGGCAUGGGGAGAAAGCUAUAGUGAUGUUUAUUGGAAUGAUGGAUCAUGGUUUUUUGCCUAAUGAGUUUACGGUGUGUAGUAUCUUGAAGGCUUGUAGUGAAGAGAAAGCGUUGAGAUUUGGGAGGCAAGUACACAGCUUGGUGGUUAAGAAGAUGAUUAAGAAAGAUGUUUUUGUAGGGACUUCGCUGAUGGAUAUGUAUGCUAAGUGUGGGGAGAUUUCAGAUUGCAGGAAAGUGUUUGAUGGGAUGAGCAAUAGAAACACAGUCACGUGGACUUCGAUAAUCGCUGCACAUGCUCGGGAAGGUUUUGGUGAGGAUGCUAUAAGCCUCUUUAGGGUGAUGAAGAGGCGGCAUCUGAUAGCUAACAAUCUGACAGUAGUAAGCAUCCUUAGAGCAUGUGGAUCUGUUGGGGCUUUAUUGUUGGGGAAGGAGCUUCAUGCUCAGAUCAUCAAGAACUCUAUCGAAAAGAAUGUCUACAUUGGGAGUACUUUGGUUUGGCUAUACUGUAAAUGCGGAGAGUCUCGUGACGCUUUCAAUGUUCUUCAGCAGUUGCCAUCUAGAGAUGUGGUUUCAUGGACAGCUAUGAUCUCUGGAUGUUCGAGCUUAGGACAUGAAGCAGAAGCGCUGGACUUCUUGAAAGAGAUGAUUCAAGAUGGUGUAGAGCCAAAUCCGUUUACAUACUCCUCAGCUUUGAAAGCUUGUGCUAACUCAGAAGCUCUCCUUAUCGGCAGAUCAAUCCAUUCCAUUGCAGAGAAGAAUCAUGCUCUGUCAAAUGUCUUUGUAGGAAGUGCUUUGAUUCAUAUGUAUGCAAAAUGUGGGUUUGUCUCGGAAGCUUUUAGGGUAUUUGACAGUAUGCCUGAGAAGAACUUGGUCUCAUGGAAGGCUAUGAUAAUGGGUUAUGCGAGGAAUGGGUUUUGCAGGGAAGCAUUGAAGCUAAUGUAUAGAAUGGAGGCAGAGGGAUUUGAGGUUGAUGAUUAUAUAUUUGCAACCAUUCUGUCUACGUGUGGGGAUAUUGAGCUAUUAGAUGAAGCUGAAACUUCUGCAACUUGUUACUUAGAGACCUCUUGA